UACUCUUUCUGCAGCUUAUAUGCUUAUCCACAGUCUCUCUCCACCUUAGAUUCAUCAACUACUUCUCUUCUGGUGUGGUAGAGAGAGAGAGUGAGACUGAGAGAGAGAGAGAGAGUGAGACUGAGACUGAGCCUUGGAUUAUCUACCAACACCAAUGGCCUGUUCAACAGCUUUCCUCGGAGCUUCUUUGUCUCCAAACCCCAGGAGGGCUUCUUCCUGCAUUUCCCCCAAACCCUUCGUUUCAAACCUACCCUUCUCCUCCACCUCCCACUCUCAGACCCCUCUCUCUCUCUCCUCCCGCAGGUCUCCUCAAUCCCGCCGCAGUUUCGCUGUGAAGGCCGGUGAGUUCCCACUUGUUGGAAAUCUAGCACCAGACUUUGAGGCAGAGGCUGUUUUUGAUCAGGAGUUCAUCAAGGUUAAGCUCUCAGAUUAUAUUGGGAAGAAGUAUGUUAUUCUCUUUUUCUACCCGCUGGAUUUCACUUUUGUUUGUCCUACCGAGAUCACCGCAUUCAGCGACCGCUUUGCAGAAUUCGAGAAGUUAAACACAGAAAUAUUAGGUGUUUCCAUUGACAGCGUGUUCUCCCACCUUGCAUGGGUCCAAACAGAUAGAAAGUCUGGGGGGCUUGGUGAUCUGAAGUAUCCAUUGGUUUCUGAUGUGACCAAAUCGAUCUCAAAAUCUUAUGACGUACUGAUUCCGGAUCAGGGUAUCGCUUUGAGGGGUCUUUUCAUUAUUGACAAGGAAGGAAUUAUUCAGCACUCCACCAUUAACAAUCUUGCAAUUGGCCGAAGUGUUGACGAGACAAUGAGAACACUCCAGGCAUUGCAAUACGUGCAAGAUAACCCAGAUGAAGUAUGCCCGGCUGGCUGGAAACCUGGGGAGAAAUCAAUGAAGCCAGAUCCCAAGCUCAGCAAGGAAUACUUUGCUGCAAUAUGAAGGAGUAAUCUGGGCUUGAAUUUUCUGUUCGAGUUGAAGUGGAUGUUGCUUGGUCAUAUAAGCUCUUGUUUCUGGUUUGAGUUCGAACUCAAGUUCGAGCUUGUCAAUGAGCCGAGGUUUGAACAGAUAAAGAACGAUUUGGAGGUAAUGUGGGUGUGUUUGAAGAAGAUGGACUUUUGGCAUUAAUUUUGUAGAGGGGGAUGCACGGAAUGAUAGAUACAUAUUGGCCCUGUUCGAUUUGGAUUUUGAGGGAGUUUUUUUCAGAGUAAUGUAGGAUGUUAUCAAUUUUACUAUGCUUGAGGCAGAUAUAAAGAAUGAAAUACCGGGAUGAUGGUUUUUCC
Molecule: messenger RNA, 1275 nt
Organism: Rhododendron vialii
Lineage: Eukaryota; Viridiplantae; Streptophyta; Magnoliopsida; Ericales; Ericaceae
Product: 2-Cys peroxiredoxin BAS1, chloroplastic-like
Exons: 8
Coding region: 155-934 (259 amino acids)
Biological process (GO): hydrogen peroxide catabolic process; response to oxidative stress; cell redox homeostasis
Molecular function (GO): thioredoxin peroxidase activity
Source: RefSeq, a predicted model, not a curated record